UACGGCUGAAUACGGCUGGGAGCCGGCGCGAACAAGCGGGCCUAACCGCAGGCCAUCCGUGCAGCGCGCGAGCCGCGGACACCUCCAGAGGCACCACAACCUAGCGGCGCAACAGCGCGGCCGGCGCGGCACAUCACCAGUGCGCGCGCAGCGGAAAGCGACCUCGGUAGUCAGGCGCACCGCGCGGCGCGGCGCGGCGCACCAAACCCAUGGGCCAGGCCCCGAGCGGCCAGGGCGGCGGCCCGCCGCCCGAGCGCGACCCCGAGAAGGAGAAGGCCGAGCGGGAACGCAGGAAGAAGUCGUACGCCGCCCGACCGCCGCUCCACACCGGACGAAGAAGGCGACGAAACCGGGGCACGGGCACUUCUGGUAAAUUACCAAAAGUCUACCCGACGUCCAAGUGCAAACUACGCCUGCUCAAGUUGGAACGGAUCAAAGACUAUUUGCUCAUGGAACAAGAAUUUAUUCGGAACCAGGAGGUCUUCAAGCCCCACGAGGAGAAGGAUAAAGAAGAAAGGGACAAGAUGGAGGACAUCCGCGGGAGUCCCUUAGCGGUCGGUUCAUUGGAGGAGAUGAUCGACGACACGCGCGUGGUCGGCGUCCUUGAUAUACAUAUACUUGAUACAUACAUACAUACAUACAUACAUACAUACAUACACCCAUGCGUUCGAGUGGCGCCGCGCGUCGAUGGCGUGGCGACGCGACGCCAUCGACGCGACGCCGUCGCCGCGACACCGCCCAUCAUACAUACAUACACAGGCACGCCAUCGUCUCGUCGAGCGUCGGCCCCGAGUACUACGUCUCGGUCAUGUCCUUCGUGAACCAAGACUUGCUCGAGCCGGGCUGCUCCGUACUGUUACACAACAAGGUCAUGGGCGUAGUAGGUAUCCUGUCGGACGACACGGACCCGAUGGUGAGCGUCAUGAAGGUCGACAAAGCCCCGCUCGAGAGUUAUGCUGAUAUUGGCGGUCUAGAAACCCAAAUCCAGGAGAUCAAGGAGGCGGUGGAGUUACCGUUAGCGCAUCCCGAGCUUUAUGAGGAGGUCGGUAUCAAGCCCCCGAAGGGUGUUAUCUUGUAUGGGGUCCCCGGUACCGGUAAAACUCUCCUAGCCAAAGCUGUCGCGAACCAGACCUCAGCUACCUUUUUGAGGGUUGUCGGGAGCGAGCUCAUCCAGAAGUAUUUAGGGGAUGGCCCGAAGCUCGUGAGGGAGCUUUUUAGAGUCGCUGAUGACUUAUCUCCUACGAUCGUGUUCAUCGACGAGAUCGACGCGGUCGGUUCGAAGCGCUAUGAUUCGCAGUCGGGCGGGACGCGGGAGAUCCAGCGGACGAUGCUCGAAUUGCUGAAUCAGCUCGACGGGUUCGACGAACGAGGCGACGUGAAAGUCAUCAUGGCGACGAACAAGAUCGAGAGCUUGGAUCCGGCUCUGAUCCGGCCGGGGCGCAUCGACCGGAAGAUCGAGUUCCCGCUGCCGGACAUCAAAACGAAAAGACACAUCUUCAACAUCCAUACGGGUCGCAUGUCGCUCGGCGAAGACGUGGACCUCGAGACCUUCGUCAUGGCCAAGGACGAGCUGUCCGGUGCGGACAUCAAAGCGGUCUGCACGGAGGCUGGUUUACUGGCGUUGCGAGAGCGUCGGAUGAAGGUGACGCAGGACGACUUCGUCAAGGCCAAGGAGAAGGCGCUGUACCAGAAGAAGGGCAACAUCCCCGAGGGGCUCUACAUCUAGGCUGGGGUUUAAGUCGGGGUUUAGCUAU
Molecule: messenger RNA, 1754 nt
Organism: Pelagomonas calceolata
Lineage: Eukaryota; Pelagophyceae; Pelagomonadales; Pelagomonadaceae
Source: the annotation of a GenBank genome assembly